GCUAAAUACUAAUUACUUCUCCAAAUCAAAGAUGUCGUCCGACAAGACGACGAGCGUGCACGUGACGGCCCUGGACGGGCUGGUGAACGUGAAUUCACUGUUCACGGUGGCGGUGUUCGUGGGCCUGUCCAUCGCGACUCAGGGCCAGAAGAGCCUGGAGGAGCGGACGGCCUGCGACGCGGGGAUAGACAAGGUGAGGGGGCUGGUGGUGUACGAGGUUGUCUCCUUCAGCUUCUUCCUCUUCUCUUCCCUGGUGGCUCAGGGCCUGAAGCUGGCCAUAAACCUGCUGACCCGAGACGACACGGACGAGGCCAUCAAGGCCCAUGUCAAUACCAAGGCCCUGAAGUUUGGGAUGUUGGGCUGCGCCGGGGGCUCGAUGUUGGGCUGCUUGUUCUUGAUGAUGUCCAUGGUGAGAGUGAUAGAGAUCAGGCUUGGGGUUCUGUCCUGUGGGAGCAAAUCCUCUUAUAAUUCUGUUGUUGCUUUGGUUUCUUUGAGACGUUUAUUCUGCACCAUCGCCGAAGCCAAUUUGCACCCGAGCUCCAACGCCGUUCAGAACUGCGGUAAAUGGGGCAUCAAGCAAGUCACCAAGUCCAACUUCUCCGAGUCACUGGACGAGAUCGGAGCCCGAAUCGCCGAUUCCGACUUCAUCGCCGUUUCCUUACAGACGACCGGAGCUUACUCUUCUCCCUGGAAGCGUCAUCUCCCAUUCGACACCGCCGAAAUCGGUUAUCUCAAAGCCAGACACGCCGCCGAAAGGUUCCAGAUUCUUCAAUUCGCCGUUUGCCCUUUCUCCUUCCGGGCCUCCAAAGUCAUUGCUCACCCAGCACAAGAACUAGCUGCAAAAGAUCAUUUUAGGAAUCCAUCAGCUCCUAGCUGUACAAUUUUAUCUCCACCAUCCCGAUCAGUGGCUGAUUCUAUAUUUGUAGAAAGGAUCAAAUCCCGAGUCAAACAUUGGAUAGAUGCUUGCAAUGAUCUGGGCAAGAAACCCGAAGAUGUUUUAAUUAGUUCACUGAGGAGAAUGAUCUCUGCAAUUGAAGUGCAUGGUUCUAGGCCUUGCUUGAACAUAGAUACUUGCAGUCAGAGACAAGUGAAUCUUGUGCUUGAGACACUGAAAGAUUUUGUUGAUGUUGUACCUCUACUAAUUCCAGCAAAUGGAAGUGGAAUACAAACAGUCCGAGCGAUAUUGACAAGUUCACAAGAAGACAAGGAUCUUUUUGAGAAUGAACUUCAAGACAUAGGAAAGGAACAUAACAAGCGUACUCGUGGCUUUCGUGAAGUGGUUGAACUGAUUGCCAGUUCUCAGAAGCCUGUUGUUGCCCACUAUUCAAUGAAUGAUUUUACAUUUAUUCAUUCGAAAUUCCUUGCACCAUUACCAUCAACAUUGGAUGAAUUUAGAAACUCAUUGGGCUCUGUCUUUGCUCACAUUCUUGACGUGAAACAUCUUAGUAAGGAGCUUGGCUUUCAUAAGAAUUUGAAUAAUGUAUAUGUGGCUACAUCUUACCUCAAUAGCAGCCCACUCCAUUUUCUAGCUCAAAUUCCCAAAAUGGCCAAAUCCCCAGUAGCCAAAAACAAAUACGGAGAAGUCUCACAAUUCAUGGAACCCAUAAGCAGAGUCCCAAUCAUCGAUCGCAAAUUCCGAUAGAGUAUCCAGUUUCUACCGACGGGAGUAACAGACGGAGCUGAAGAUCUGCCGGAGACGGCGCGACGCAUCUGACUCGGUCGACUGUACGACUCACAGGUC
This is a messenger RNA of Cuscuta campestris, 1741 nucleotides long. NCBI's taxonomy places the organism in Eukaryota, Viridiplantae, Streptophyta, Magnoliopsida, Solanales, Convolvulaceae. The record is from the annotation of a GenBank genome assembly.